Molecule: messenger RNA, 1984 nt
Organism: Tupaia belangeri chinensis (Chinese tree shrew)
Lineage: Eukaryota; Metazoa; Chordata; Mammalia; Scandentia; Tupaiidae
Gene: PDSS1
Product: decaprenyl diphosphate synthase subunit 1
Exons: 11
Coding region: 44-1141 (365 amino acids)
Biological process (GO): isoprenoid biosynthetic process; ubiquinone biosynthetic process
Cellular component (GO): transferase complex; mitochondrion
Molecular function (GO): prenyltransferase activity
Source: RefSeq, a predicted model, not a curated record
GGGGCCGCCGGGGCCGCGCGCCCCUGCGGACGCCUGGGCACAGAUGUCCCUUUUUAACCUUGUGAAGAGUGUAAGAUCCGCCUUUUCAAAUGUGUACGGUAUAUCCCGGUCUCAUCACAUGACCUCGGCAGUGAGCUGUCAUAGUGAAACACAGAGCAGUGAGAAGUACACCGAUCCUUUUAAACUCGGCUGGAGAGACCUGAAGGGUCUGUACGAGGACAUUAGGAAGGAACUGCUCAUAUCUACAACAGAAUUAAAGGAAAUGUCUGAGUACUAUUUUGAUGGGAAAGGAAAAGCCUUUCGACCAAUUAUUGUGGUGCUAAUGGCCCGAGCGUGUAACAGCCAUCAUAACAACUCCCGAGAUAUGCAAGCCAGCCAGCGCACCAUAGCCUUAAUUGCAGAAAUGAUCCACACUGCUAGUCUGGUUCACGAUGACGUUAUUGACGAUGCAAGCUCUCGAAGAGGAAAACACACAGUUAAUAAGAUCUGGGGUGAAAAGAAGGCUGUUCUUGCUGGAGAUUUAAUUCUUUCCGCAGCAUCUAUAGCUAUGGCACGGACUGGAAAUGCAACAGUCAUAUCUAUUUUAACCCAAGUUAUUGAAGAUUUGGUGCGUGGAGAAUUUCUUCAACUAGGGUCAAAGGAAAAUGAGAAUGAAAGAUUUGCACACUACCUUGAAAAGUCCUUCAAGAAGACUGCAAGUCUGAUAGCCAACAGUUGUAAAGCAGUCUCUGUCCUGGGAUGCCCUGACCCAGAGGUGCAUGAGAUUGCCUAUCAAUACGGGAAAAAUCUGGGGAUAGCUUUUCAGCUAAUAGACGAUGUACUGGACUUCACCUCAUGUUCUGUCCAGAUGGGCAAACCAACGUCAACUGACCUGAAGCUCGGGUUAGCCACUGGCCCUGUCUUAUUUGCUUGUCAGCAGUUCCCAGAAAUGAACGCUAUGAUAAUGAGACGGUUCAGUUUGCCUGGAGAUGUGGACAAAGCGCGACAGUACGUACUACAGAGUGAUGGUGUGCAACAGACAACCUACCUCGCCCAGCGGUACUGCCAUGAAGCAGUAAGAGAGAUCAGUAAACUUCGGCCAUCCCCAGAGAGAGAUGCCCUCAUUCAAAUUUCAGAACGUGUACUCACAAGAGAUAAAUGACAACUCUUCCUAUUCUUUCUGGCAGCUAUUUUACCAGACUGUGCCUAAAGAAUUUUGUGGAAUAUACUUCAUUUGCUUCAUGUGCAGAUAACCAAAAAUCAUUUAAAAAAAUAAUUUCAAUUUUAUUGAUGGGCAGUUUUUUUUACUGGCAGCAUUUUUUCAGAAGACUUUUUAAAUAUAAUUAAACCAUCUGAAUCUGUUGUUUUCAUCCUGUAAAUUCAAAUCGAGGAAACUUGAUGGUUAUAUGUGGUAUUGUUUACACUGUUAAUAUCCACAUGGAAAGCCAUUAUACAAAUAAAUAAUCAAUGUUAAAAUUCAAACAGUUUGUCUUACUUCAUCAUAAGAGUAAAGGUCAAAAAAUUGUGAAGUGUGCAUUCAAGUCCACAUUAGUUAUAUUUUAACAGUAUCCAAAAUUUCAUGAGAAUGGUUUAUUAUAAAAGACUGUACAUAAAAUUUAGGCAACAGGUUAUAUACAAAUUAAGAGAACAUUUCAUCUGAAAAAUGAAAAGUAGAAGGUAACUAUCUGAUCACUAAUGAUACCUUGUUUAAAAUGAACAAAUGCAAAAUCUAUAUGAGACAAUUACAUUGAUUUGGUAGCAAUAAUGGUCUUUAAUUUUAGAAAUAAAUGUUUUGCACUAGUCUUACCAUUUACUAUUCUGUGAUAAGUCUGUAACGCCCAGUACAUGACGGUAAUUUGAAAUCCAAAAGAUCCUCAAUACACAGAAACCCACACUGAGUGCUCUACUUUAAUAUCCUAAGCAAUACAGAAUUAUACACAAGAUAAAAAGAAAACGUCCCGCUAACCCUCCCUUAAAUUAAGAGAAGACACACAAAGUGCAUGUG